AUGCUUUCAAAUUUCAGGCUCUAUCCGCCUGAAACCAACCCCAUGAGAAAAUCGAUUUCAACACCAACUACAACGUUCUUCUUUCUCACGGUAUACAACAUAGUGCUGACAGUGAGACUGUCAUAUAUCCACGACUGUCCCAAGCAUCCAGUACAUAAAAUACCGCAAAUCGUGUACGAGAAAUACCAAAGAGAAGCUGAAGAUCUCGAAGAUGGGCCACUGCCCAGGCUAGACUUAAAUUUGGGACGAUGGGACAACCGACGAAAAUACAAAUACUUUGAUAAUUUUUUAGUAGGUCGAAAGUUCGCCAUUUUAAGCAACUUAUACGAAACAUGUCUGGCAACGCAAGGAUCCUUGGACAAAUUGCCUUCCUUGAUAGAAGUGGCGCAGAAUUGGAACGGACCGAUAUCAUUGGCCACAUUUGCCGCUAGCGAAGACGAAUUAAACGCUCUUUUAUUAUACGUUCUAUAUCUCAGAAAAUGCAACGAACGAAUCGCCGACAAAGUGACAUUCCACCUGGCCCUAACCACAGAACGCAGACCUAAGAAAUUCAACAUCGAUACAUUGAAACUGAAGGAAUUGAAUUGUGAUAAUCCUUUGGGUGUGAUGCAACAUUUAACUAAGAAUUUUCAAAGAGGCACUAAUCAAUGGAGAACCAGAUUGUCCUAUCCCCAGAACCACGUGCGCAACCUGGCGAGAAAGAACUGCCAAACCAAUUAUGUGUUCUUGACAGAUGUGGAUAUUAUUCCUAGUAGAGGGAUGGCGGAGAUUUUGGAUGCUUUCUUGAGAGACGCUAAAUGCAAUGACAAAUGCGCCUACGUUGUGCCAACAUACGAAAUUGACGAAAGGGUGAUGUUUCCUCAUAAUAAGACUGAAUUGGUUCGAUUGGCCAGCAAAGGAUUGGCAAGGCCCUUCCAUCAUAAAGUGUUUAUUUACAAUCAGUACGCUACAAAUUUUUCCAGGUGGCAAAAUACGAGAGAUGACACAGAUGAUGUACAUAUCAGCCAUCCUGUGACGAAUUUUGAGUUUUUUUAUGAGCCUUUCUAUGUAGCUCCUGAUACAGUUCCUCCGCAUGAUGAAAGGUUUAUCGGUUAUGGAUACACUAGAAAUAGUCAGGUAUAUGAAAUGUACGUUUCUGGAUAUAAAUUCGAAGUUUUAUCACCGAUUUUUACGUGCCAUUGGGGUCUGCAAGUGAAGCAUUCGAGGCCGCCUUGGAGAGAGCAUCAAAACGCUUUGAACAGAAAAUUGUUCGAAGGUUUUAAGAAGGAAUUGUUUGCUAAAUAUAACAAGGAUCCUUUAAAUCUCGUCAAAAAGGCAAAUUGAAUAAAUACACUGGACUAUUCCUGUAAAGGGACCACUUCGAAAGUUUAUUGUUUGACUUUAAUAUAGUAAACACAGCAAUUAUGAAACGGCUAUUUAUUUAGCUACUUCAGAGUAACAGUGCAAUAAAAU
Molecule: messenger RNA, 1452 nt
Organism: Phyllotreta striolata
Lineage: Eukaryota; Metazoa; Arthropoda; Insecta; Coleoptera; Chrysomelidae
Source: the annotation of a GenBank genome assembly